CCGCCAGCUGCAACCAUGCCGGGGGAUCACCGGCGUAUCCGUGGGCCUGAAGAGUCACAGCCACCCUCACUGUACGCGCCGGCGCCCGACGAGGACGACGACGCCGCUGAAGAACGGGCGGGGGUGCCCCGUGACCCGGCUCGACUGCGGCCGGUGUACGCGCGCGCGGGCUUGCUGAGCCAGGCCAAGGGCUCAGCCUACUUGGAGGCCGGCCGCACCAAGGUGCUGUGCGCCGUGUCCGGGCCGCGGCCCGUGGAGGGAGAGCGCGGGGCGGCGGCGGGCGGCGCGGGUGGCCGCCUGCUCUGCGACUUCCGCCGGGCGCCUUUCUCUGGCCCACGGCGGCGGCGGCCGGCCGGGGCGGCGAGCGCGGGCGGCGGCAGCCUCGAGCUGUCAGCGCUGCUGCUGGAGGACGGCGGCUCGGCCCUGGCCGCGGCUCUCACGGCCGCCUCGCUCGCGCUGGCGGACGCGGGCAUCGAGAUGUACGACCUAGUGGUGGGCUGCGCGCUGAGCCGCGGGCCCGAGCCGCCCGCCGCCUGGCUGCUGGACCCUACGCGCCGCGAGGAGGAGCGCGCCGCCGCCCGCCUCACCGUGGCGCUCAUGCCGGUGCUCAACCAGGUAGCUGGCCUGCUGGGCAGCGGCGAGGCCAGCGCGGCCGACUGCUGGGCCGACGCUGUGCGUCUGGGCCUCGAGGGCUGCCAGCGGCUCUACCCCGUGCUGCAGCAGUGCCUGCUUAAGGCAGCCCGCCGCCGCGGGCGGGGAGCCACGGGAGCUACGGACCCCGAGACUUUGGCCACCACGGCCACCAACGCGGACUCUGGGGUCUGAGCACGGGAGCCGGGGCCAGACCCACCACAGCCAUCCUCUUCAGCCUCCGGACCUGGGCACACUCACUGACUGGGGGACUUGGGGGUCGUGGGAAAAGACUGAGCACGGGGAAGGGACGAGGUUGCACUGGGAUCCCUCACUGAGCCAUUUCUUUUUAUAUGUUCAUUAAAACACCCUUUGGUACCUUCCGGCA
Messenger RNA from Gracilinanus agilis (Agile Gracile Mouse Opossum), 1018 nucleotides. It is a transcript of the gene EXOSC6, whose product is annotated as exosome component 6. Bases 16 to 825 code for a protein of 269 amino acids. Gene Ontology annotation, biological process: poly(A)-dependent snoRNA 3'-end processing; rRNA catabolic process; nuclear mRNA surveillance. NCBI's taxonomy places the organism in Eukaryota, Metazoa, Chordata, Mammalia, Didelphimorphia, Didelphidae. Gene Ontology annotation, cellular component: nucleolus; cytoplasmic exosome (RNase complex); nuclear exosome (RNase complex). The record is from RefSeq and is a predicted model, not a curated record. The transcript has 2 exons.